This is a messenger RNA of Quercus robur (English oak), 1241 nucleotides long. RefSeq names its product cationic peroxidase 1-like. The record is from RefSeq and is a predicted model, not a curated record. The coding region runs from base 46 to 1002 and encodes 318 amino acids. Gene Ontology annotation, biological process: hydrogen peroxide catabolic process; response to oxidative stress. Gene Ontology annotation, molecular function: heme binding; peroxidase activity. The transcript has 4 exons. NCBI's taxonomy places the organism in Eukaryota, Viridiplantae, Streptophyta, Magnoliopsida, Fagales, Fagaceae.
CGAAUCACAAUUCUCUACUUCUUUGUGGUCUCUCUUCUUUGAAACAUGGCCUUAUACUCACACUCUAGCAUGUUCUGCUUCUUUGCAAUUUUGUUAAUAUUUGGAGAUGCCUCUGCGCAAUUAUCCCCAUUUUACUAUGCAAAGACUUGCCCAAGAGCCCUCUCUACCAUUCAAACUGCAGUGAAUAACGCAGUUGUUAAGGAGCAUCGCAUGGGGGCCUCUUUGCUCCGUCUCCAUUUCCAUGAUUGCUUUGUCAAUGGAUGUGAUGCAUCAGUUUUAUUAGAUGACACUUCAAGUUUUACUGGGGAGAAGACAGCCGGCCCAAACGUCGAUUCUUUGAGGGGUUUUGAAGUAAUUGAUACCAUUAAGACUUCACUGGAGAGUGCUUGCCCUGGAGUUGUUUCUUGUGCAGAUAUCCUAGCUGUUGCAGCUCGUGAUUCUGUUGCCGCCUUAGCUGGGCCUUCAUGGACAGUUCAGUUGGGCAGAAGAGACUCGACCACAGCAAGUUUAUCAGCUGCAAAUAGCGACCUCCCAUCUCCUGCAAUGGACCUGAAAGACCUUAUAUCUACCUUCUCGAACAAAGGGUUUAGUACAAAAGAAAUGGUAGCCCUCUCAGGAUCUCAUACAAUAGGCCAAGCUAGGUGCUUGAUGUUUCGUGGACGUAUCUAUAACGAGACCACCAUAGAUUCAGAAUUUACAAAAUCAACACAAUCAAACUGUCCAAUCACAGGGGGAGAUAGCAGCCUUUCUCCAAUAGACGCCACCAGUCCUGUUAUCUUUGAUAAUGCUUAUUUCAGGAAUUUGGUGAAUAGCAAGGGCCUGUUACAUUCGGACCAACAGCUCUUCAGUGGCGGCUCCACAGACUCUCAGGUCACCACCUAUAGCUCAGGCUUUUCAACUUUCUUCACUGAUUUCGCCAAUGCCAUGGUGAAAAUGGGGAACCUUAGCCCUCUCACAGGAAGCAAUGGCGAAAUUCGUACUAAUUGCGGGAAAAUCAAUUGAACCUUACAACUGAACUAAGUUGUUAAUUUAUAUAGAAUAUGUGGUUUUCCGUGUUUUGAUUCAACCAAUCGCUAUAAUAAAGUGGAGAUCAAAACAUGUUAAAUGAAUUCUGUUAAUGUAAUUUGAUUUUAUAGUUUCUGUUCUUGAAAAAAGUUUGUAUGAAUUGUAAAACAUGAAGUUUUUUUUUCAAUUCUGAAAAAAGAAAGUUAUAAAUAAAUAGUACCUGUUUAUCUAUUUUA